AUGACCGACCCCGUUGCCUCGGCGCCGACCCAAUCGCCUGCGGCCGCUGCGCCUGCCCCGGCACCAUCCCAGCCCGCGAUGCAGCCUUCCUCGCAGCAAAACCUCCCCAUCCGCGACUCCAAGCCCGCGAAAGUCCCCGCACAGAAGGACAAGCAACAAAAGGGCAAGGAUGCCGCGCCUGCCGCUGCCGCUGUCGGCGCUGAUGCGCCCACUGAUGGUGGAACCAAAGCACUCACACCCGCGGAAUUGAAGAAGAAGGCCAAGGAAGAGAAAGCUGCUCGCCGCGCAAAGGAAAAACUUGAAAGAGAGCAGGGCGGAGCUGGUGCUGCUGGCGGUUCAGCUCCUGGUGGUGGUCAAGGUCGUCCUCCGGCUACACCGAAGAAGGACGCUGCUGGUGGAGGCGCAUCGCAGAAGGGCCAGAAGGCUCCUCCGCCGCGCCGCGGAUCAGGACCCGGAACCGUCACUCAGACGCCCGCCGUCGAGCAGAAGAAAAAGAAGGAUGAUAAGAAGGUCGCUGUCUUCGGACAUUUAUAUGGCCAACAACGGCGGACUACUAUCGCUGGCGCUGGUAAAGAAGUGCACCCUGCAGUCCUGGCAUUGGGGUUGCAGUUGAGGGACUACGUCGUCUGCGGCAGUAGUGCGCGAUGCGUCGCGACUCUGCUGGCCUUCAAGCGGGUCAUCGAAUCCUACGACACACCUCCGAACAACUCGUUGUCGCGCCACUUGACCACCGUCCUCUCGCAUCAGAUCACAUAUCUCUCCACUUGUCGACCACUCUCCAUUAGCCAGGGUAACGCGAUUCGUCAGUUGAAGCUGACCAUUUCCUCUAUCGACCCAUCAACCCCCGAAGCCUCGGCCAAGGCAACCCUGUGCGAGUUUAUUGAUGGAUAUAUCCGGGAGAAGAUUACCCUUGCCGACCAGGUUAUCGCCCGCAGCGCGGCACAGAAGAUUCAGGAUGGCGAUGUGAUCGUGACAUUCGCCGGCAGCUCGAUCGUCAAGCAGACUCUCCUGCAGGCACACAGCGAAGGAAAGCGCUUCCGAGUAUCAAUCAUCGACUCACGCCCGCUCUUCGAGGGCAAGAACCUGGCUCGCGCACUGGCAAAUGCCGGGCUCGAUGUGCAGUAUUCGCUCAUGCACGGUGUCAGCCACGCCAUGAAGGAUGCAACCAAGGUCUUCCUCGGUGCACACGCCAUGAUGAGUAACGGGCGUUUGUACUCGCGCGUCGGAACCGCUUUAGUAGCCAUGUCCGCCAAGGAACGCGCAGGAGGCGUCGAAGUCCCCGUCAUCGUAUGCUGCGAGACAGUCAAAUUCACCGACCGCGUGGCUCUCGACAGCAUUGUGGUCAAUGAAAUCGCCGACGCCGACGAGCUGAUCUCCAACCAGCUACCGCAACAGGUGACCGGCCUCGCUGACCCAGCUGCAUUCACUGCUGCACCCGUCGACCCUAAAAAGGGCGGCAAGCCUGCCCCCAAAGAACCUACACCCGCUCCCUCUGCUUCCUCCCGUGCCCCAUCCACUUCACCUCUCACCGAGUGGAAGGAUACGUCCAACCUGCAGCUGCUGAACAUUAUGUACGAUGUCACGCCUGCAGAAUAUGUGGACAUGGUUGUGACGGAAAUGGGCAGCUUGCCGCCCAGUGCUGUCCCUAUCGUGCAUCGGAUGAGCACGAACAUGUGA
This is a messenger RNA of Penicillium cinerascens, 1677 nucleotides long. RefSeq names its product translation initiation factor eIF2B subunit delta. The transcript has 2 exons. The record is from RefSeq and is a predicted model, not a curated record. Lineage: Eukaryota; Fungi; Ascomycota; Eurotiomycetes; Eurotiales; Aspergillaceae. Bases 1 to 1677 code for a protein of 558 amino acids.